CAGAAUGUGCUCUCUUCUUGUUGCAACAAUUGGGAAGGAGAUACAGGAACAUUGGGUCCCACAUCACUAGAUUCAGGAGCAGUUAUUACCCUAUAACCAUCAGGCUCCUGAACCAGCGUGAAUAACUUCACACACCUCAGCACUGAACUGAUUCUAUAGACUCACUUUCAAGGACUCUACGACUUACGUUCUCAGUAUUUAUUUAUUUUUGUGUUUGCACAGUUUGCCUUUUUUGCAGUAAAUUUAUUUGUUAACUUGAGGUACAGUGCAGAACAGGCUCUUCUGGCCCUUUGAGCCACACCACCCAGUAAUCCCCCGAUUUAAUGCUAGCCCAAUCAUGGGACAAUUUACAAUGACCAAUUGGUAACGCCUUUGGAAUGUGGGAAGAAACUGGAACACCCGGAGGAAACCCACACGGUCACGGGGAGAACAUACAAGCUCCAUAUUGGCAGUGGUGGGAAUCGAACCUGGGUCUCUGGUUAAAUGGCGCCAGGCAUCCUGAUGGAGGUGUGUGUGGAUUCUGUGGAAUCAGCUAUUAGUGCCGAAAGGGGAGGGGCAAGUCGGAUUGAACUGUGUUCCAGUUUGGUGGAAGGCGGCGUCACCCCUAGUAUUGGGUUGCUGCAGGUUGUUAAACAGUAUGUGAAGAUCCCAGUGUUCGCUAUGGUCCGCCCGCGAGGAGGGGACUUCCUCUACACUGACAGUGAGAUCGAAGUCAUGAAGGCCGACAUCAAGAUGGCCAAAGCCAGUGGUGCAAAUGGCAUUGUGUUUGGGGUAUUGACGGAAGAUGGAAGGGUUAACUGUGAAGUGUGCUUGGAUUUAAUUGCUGAAUCACGACCCUUGCCUGUGACUUUUCAUAGAGCUUUUGAUAUGGUGCAUGACCCCUCCACGGCACUGGAAUGUCUCAUCUCAUUGGGCUUUGACCGUGUCCUCACCAGCGGAUGUGACAGCACUGCCCUUGAGGGGUUGCCGACUCUCAGGCACCUGGUAGAACAGGCAAAACAAAGGAUAAUUGUUGUAGCAGGUGGCGGAAUAACAGAAAGAAACCUGCAGCGGAUUCUGGAAGGCUCUGGCAUCUGCGAAUUUCACUGUUCUGCUCGAUCUUCCCGAGACUCUUUAAUGAAGUUUCGAAACAACUCGGUCUCCAUGGGAGCCUCCCUCUCCCCGCCAGAGUACAGCGUGAAAGUGGCAGACAUCUGUAAGAUUCGAACAUUGAAUGCCAUUGCCAAGGACAUCGUAUAAAUAUGAAGAGCAUCAAGCCUGGGUAAAGAAGGAACGUAGAGAAGCUACAAGGAAGAACUUACGUGUUUUAAUGCGGGUCUUAUCAUUUGAAAAAGGUUCUUUAGUUACUGCCUGAGAAAGGAGCAGCUAGGAUAAUUGGACUGAAAAGGAGUUGUAAUGGAUGGGGAGCCUGUCUGCAUCUCUUUUGAAGAUCAUGAACCAUCAGGUCUGGUUUAAAUGUUCUGCAGUUCAUGCCUAACCAUAUGAAGAUGGAUCUCUUCCCACUCAAAGUGUGUGGAGUACAAUCUCUAGUUAACAAUUAUUACAAUUAAAAACUUGCCUGGUUGGACCUCUUUUUCUGUUAUAAAGUCCCCUUCUCUUACCCUUCCCUCCCUUUCUCUAGUGUGUGACUCUUUGUUGGGAUAUAGGUCUACGGUGCCUAACUCAGUUGUGUGUGACACCAUUCAGGAUGGCCACUCUCAAUUCUACCUGGCCACAGAUGUCUACAUCCCUCUCUAAAUCUGGAAUGGGAAGCACUGAUGAGUUCCUUUCAAUCCAGCUAUGAUACGCCUGAUGUCCAGCUGAUACUUGGAACUCCACAUAGGACUAGGGAUUAAAGCUGGGGUGCUUCUGCCCUGUGUUAUCCCUGGAUAAGACAAAAGUCGUAGGAGCAGAAUUAGGCCAUUCGCCCCAUUGAGUCUGUUCCGCUAUUCCAUCGCAGCUAAUUUAUUUUCCCUCUCAACCUCAGUCUCCUGCCUUCUCUACAUAACCUUUGAUGCCCUUACUAAUCAAGAACAUAUCAAACUCCACUUUAAAUAUACUCCAAUGACUUGACCUUCACAGCUGUCUAUGGCAAUGAAUUUCACAGAUUCACUAGCUUCUAGCUUAAAAAAUUACACCUCAUCUCUGUUCUAAAGGGACGUCCUUGCAUUUUGAAGCUGUGUCAUCUGGUCCUAGACUCUCCUACUACUGGAAACAUCCUCUCAUGUCCACUCUGUCUAGGCCUUUCAAUAUUUGGUAGGUUUCAAUGAAUUCGCUGUUUAAUCCCCCCCUUGUUUUUCUAAACUCACAGAACCGUAAGGGAAACAAUUUUACGAUUGCAAAAUAUGUUUCAUAUUGCUUUUGUCCUGAAAGACCCCAAUAAGUUGAUAGCUUUUUGUUGGUUUUAAUUCAACUGCUUUUGAUAUGAUCAAUUAUUCAAUAAUUGAUAUAAAAGUUGAUGUCAUGGGCAAAAGGUUGAUGUCACUAGUGCCUCUGCUUCUUUAGGAAGUUAAAGAAAUUCAGCAGGCUCUCAUUGUUUCUUACCAAUUUUUAACAAUGUACCGUAGAAAACAUUCAUUCUGUCUGGAUACGUUACGAUUUCAUAUCGCAACUGCUCUGCACAUCACAAGAACCCACUCCCCCUACACUGACUUUCUAUACUUCUUGCUGCCUGAAACAGUCAGCAUAAUCAAAGACCCCACCCACACCGAGCAUUCUCUCUUCUUCCUCCUCCCAUUGGGCAGAAGAUACAAAAGCUUGAAAGCACCUAUUACCAGGCUCAAGGACAGUUUCUACCCUGCUGUUGCCGGCUUUUAAACGGACCUUGUACAACAAGAUGGACUCUUGGCCUUAUACUUUAUCGUUUACCUGCACUAUACUCUUCCAGUUCAUUUUAUUCUGCAUUGUUAAGUAUACCUUAUUCUAACUCAAUGUACUGCGCGAUGAUUUAAUCUGUAUCAACAGUUUGUAAGACAAGCUUCUCACUGUAUCUGGGUGCACGUGACAAUAAUAAUCUAAUGUCAAUAUCAGUACCAUGCUGAAGCAAACUAAGAAACAAAUAUCGUUAAUUCUUUGUUAGUUUUCUGCCUAAAUGGUGAGAUUUCAUCUGUAGAAUUGGGAGUUUAGAGUCAUACAGCAAGAAACAAUUCCUUCAGCCCACCACCAAGCUCCUAUCCAUUAUAGUAGUAGUCAUAGUCAUAGUCAUACUUUAUUGAUCCCGGGGGAAAUUGGUUUUCGUUACAGUUGCACCAUAAAUAAUAAUAGAACCAUAAAUAGUGAAAUAGUAAUAUGUAAAUUAUGCCAGUAAAUUAUGAAAUAAGUCCAGGACCAGCCUAUCGGCUCAGGGUGUCUGACCCUCCAAGGGAGGAGUUGUAAAGUUUGAUGGCCACAGGCAGGAAUGACUUCCUAUGACGCUCUGUGCUGCAUCUCGGUGGAAUGAGUCUCUGGCUAAAUGUACUCCUGUGCCCACCCAGUACAUUAUGUAGUGGAUGGGAGACAUUGACCAAGAUGGCAUGCAACUUAGACAGCAUCCUCUUCUCAGACACCACCAUGAGAGAGUCCAUUUCCAUCCCCACAACAUCACUGGCCUUAUGAAUGAGUUUGUUGAUUCUGUUGGUGUCUGCUACCCUCAGCCUGCUGUCCCAGCACACGACAGCAAACAUGAUAGCACUGGCCACCACAGACUCAUAGAACAUCCUCAGCAUCGUCCGGCAGAUGUCAAAGGGCCUCAGUCUCCUCAGGAAAUAGAGACGGUUCUGACCCUUCUUGUAGACAGCCUGGAAUUACUAAUUCCAUUUACCAGUGACUUUUACCCUGGUGAUUUACAUGCUGAUUGAGAUGGUCCGUGUGAAAGUCUCUGCCUUCCCCACACGCUCAGUCAUUGUGUUCCAGAUCCAACCACUCAGAGUAAGAAACUUGCCCCAUUGAUCCCCUCAAAACCUCCUUGCCCAAACCUACUGUCUAGUUUUAGACACCCUACUAAAAUUGGUAAGUUGGUUCAUUAUUGUCAGGUGCACUGAGAUGCAGUGAAAAGUUUGACCUGCAUACCAUCUCUACAGUAAUACAUAGGAAAACAAUAAUAGGAUGCAAAAUAAAGUGUUACAGUUACAGAGAAGGUGCAGUGCAGGCAGAUACUAAGGUGCAAGGUCACAACAUGUUAGAUGGUGAGGCCAAGUCCAUCUUAUCAGACAAGGAGACUAUUCAGUAUAGAAAUGGGAUAGAAGCUGCCCUUGAGUCUGGUGGUAGGUGUUUUCAGGCUUUUGUAUCUUCUGCCCGAUUGGAAAGGGAAGAAGAGAGAAUAUCUGGGGUGGAUGGGGUUUUUUAUUACGCCGGCUACUUUACCACGGCAUUGAGAAGUUUGGAAGGCAUCCCUGGAGUGGAGGAGGCUGAUUUCCAUGAUGUGCUGAGCUAUGUUUUGCAGAAAGAUGUUUCUUGUUAAAUAAUCUUUAUGCCCAUUAGUAAAGCCCAUUGAUUCUACUGUCCCUUAAAGCGAAGUACUCUGGACCACCACAGUUUUUUCUACUGUCCCUUAAGGUAAAGUUCUCUGGAGCAUCACAACUUGAUGUGUUAAAUGAUUCCUAAUGUUGAUUUCAUAGCCAAUCUCCCUAAACACGUGUCUUCCGAUAACAGGUACCCAGCUCUCCUCCUUCUAUCUGUCAUAGAAUACAGCAGCACCGAAACAGGUCCUUUGGCCCAUCUAGUCCAUGCCAAACUAUUAUUCUGCCUUGUCCCAUUGAUCUGCAGAUGAACCAUAGCCCUCCAUACUCCUCCUAUCCAUGCACUUAUCCAAACUUCUCUGAAGUGUUGAAAUCAAACUCCCGCCCACCACUUCUGCUGAUUUGCAAAAUUCUCAGUGAAGAAGUGCCCCCUCAUGUUGCUCCUCAGUCAUACGUAACUGAAUAUUCUGUUCUAAGGAGAGCUGUCAUAGCUCCUCUGGUGUUGUUCCUCAUUCCCUGGAUCCUUCCAAUACAUCUCGUUAAUAAAUCUCUUUUAUACCUCCUUAAAGACCUUGACCACCUUCUCUUGACUCACUUGUGGGUCUCAGAUUGAGGCCAAACCAGUUAUGUUUAUACUUUGUCAUCUAAGCUUUCCUUUUAAAAAUAAA
This is a messenger RNA of Mobula hypostoma (lesser devil ray), 5083 nucleotides long. It is a transcript of the gene cutc, whose product is annotated as cutC copper transporter homolog (E. coli). Bases 484 to 1239 code for a protein of 251 amino acids. The transcript has 9 exons. Gene Ontology annotation, molecular function: copper ion binding; protein dimerization activity. Lineage: Eukaryota; Metazoa; Chordata; Chondrichthyes; Myliobatiformes; Myliobatidae. The record is from RefSeq and is a predicted model, not a curated record.